CACUUCCUGUUGCUGUUGUUUUCGUCUCCAUCUUUACUUUACACACGUGGGAACGAACGGUCUUAGCUCAUAGAAAAGAAAUUUAGGCGUGCACAGCUAAACCAGUUUUAGCGCAUUGCUUUGAUACGACAAGAGGACUGAGACAAUGCAGCUUUGCAGUGUUUGUAGCGGUCAGGUACCGAAAUAUCGGUGCCCAACAUGUCUCGUCAGAUAUUGUUCCCUUAAUUGCUUCAAGACACAUAAAGAUAGCUGUGAGCCUGUGAAGUUAAAGGAGUCAACAUGUGAUCAAAAUCAGUCACAUACUGCUGCCAGAGAACCUUGGACACCAGGGGAUCUCCUGGAUGAAGAUGGCCAGAAUGAUAUGGUUCCUGCAGACAUACUUCAGAAACUUGGUGAGUCAGAGAAUCUUAAAGACUUGCUCCGGAACCCCCACCUCAGACAACUCCUGGUUGCCGUGGAUACUGCAGGGAACAAGGUUGAUGUUAUGAAGACAGCUAUGCAGGAGCCGUUGUUUGUGGAAUUUGCUGACCAGUGCUUGAGAACUGUUGAACCCAACGACACAGAGGAUCACUGAUCAGAAAGAUAAUUGUUCCUCUCGAGACUUUCUCAAGGACUAUAAGAGAAGACCCGUAUGACUUAUAUGGAAGACACCAGCUGCCCAUGUUGGUUGACCUGCAUUAACUCCUCGCAAUGACUUCUGUAACCGUGUAGACAUGUUUGAAUUGUCAAUCAUUCUCUGAAACUCUGGAAUGGCAUGGACAACUGGCUAUGAAAGCAUUAACCGGUCUGUCCUGUAGCCAUGAUGAAGAGAUUGUGAAUGAACUAGGCUGACUCCAUCAGGUAAAACAUUCAAAUAUAAUGGCCAGAAACUACAGUAUAUCAUUGUAAUUACAGUCCAUCCAUGCACCUGUGCUUUUGUGGAAAGUGGUUAUGUUUACUGUUUGGCUGCUGAUUGGGUUUGUGCUUCCUUUAAAUUCUACACAUUGUAAAUGUUUUCCCAUCCACUGUCUGAUUAAACUGUGUUGCUCUCAGCAAACACACAUCGGCUUAGUUUAACGGCAUUGCUAAGCCGUCGGAGAGGUGUUGGUUAUUUUCUGGGAGAAUCCGCAUCUACACUCUCAUGAGUCACAAGUCUUUACUUCAGCCUGCCACUGAAGCGUUAUGAAAUGACCUUUUUAAAUUGUUUCAUUCAUUUAAUGGAAUUGGUUCUGACGUUGUCCAGAUUGUUUUGUUUAUGAGAUAACGUUUUAAAACGACUGUAAAACUGCUAUGUGAAGAGCACCCUAAUUCUUCACUUAUGAAUGCUCAAAAUAAUGUCAAUGUUUAACCUGAAGAUUAUUAAGUAGUACGUGCCAUUGGGUCUUCGAGAUAAAAAAAACGACUCUAAAAUAGGGUAAAAAAAACAACUUUGAGAAGUCCAUUUCACAUUUGAGAAUAUUGCACGUGUUUGUUCAGGUGGCAUACUUAUUGCCUGCUAUUGACUAGCAUUUGUCUGACUGUGGCUGAAUAAAAACGAUUAA
Molecule: messenger RNA, 1520 nt
Organism: Alosa alosa (allis shad)
Lineage: Eukaryota; Metazoa; Chordata; Actinopteri; Clupeiformes; Clupeidae
Gene: znhit3
Product: zinc finger, HIT-type containing 3
Exons: 5
Coding region: 146-574 (142 amino acids)
Biological process (GO): snoRNA localization; maturation of LSU-rRNA from tricistronic rRNA transcript (SSU-rRNA, 5.8S rRNA, LSU-rRNA); box C/D snoRNP assembly
Cellular component (GO): pre-snoRNP complex; nucleus
Molecular function (GO): protein binding
Source: RefSeq, a predicted model, not a curated record